Messenger RNA from Anas platyrhynchos (mallard), 10738 nucleotides. RefSeq names its product EPH receptor A6 (gene EPHA6). Gene Ontology annotation, cellular component: dendrite; plasma membrane. NCBI's taxonomy places the organism in Eukaryota, Metazoa, Chordata, Aves, Anseriformes, Anatidae. Gene Ontology annotation, molecular function: transmembrane-ephrin receptor activity; ATP binding; protein binding. The record is from RefSeq and is a predicted model, not a curated record. Gene Ontology annotation, biological process: ephrin receptor signaling pathway; protein phosphorylation; axon guidance.
GAGGGGAGCCCGGCGGGGACCAGCCAUGGGGUGUCGUGAGGCGAGGGGGCUGCUCUGGAGACUCGGCCUCUUCCUCCCCCUGCUGACUGCGCGCCCCGCCGACGGCGGCCACGGAGCCGCCAACCAAGUUGUGUUGCUUGAUACUACAGCUGCCCUCGGAGAACUAGGAUGGAAAACAUUUCCUUUAAAUGGGUGGGAUGCCAUAACUGAAAUGGAUGAACACAAUCGUCCCAUUCAUACAUACCAGGUAUGUAAUGUGAUGGAACCAAACCAAAACAACUGGCUGCGAACAAACUGGAUCUCCCGUGAUGCUGCACAAAAAAUUUAUGUGGAAAUGAAGUUUACCCUGAGGGACUGCAACAGUAUUCCGUGGGUACUGGGAACCUGCAAGGAAACUUUUAAUCUCUACUACAUGGAAUCAGAUGAAUCUCAUGGAUUAAAAUUCAAGCCAAACCAGUACACUAAAAUUGAUACUAUUGCAGCUGAUGAGAGCUUUACCCAGAUGGACUUGGGUGACCGCAUUCUUAAACUCAACACAGAAGUUCGUGAGGUUGGGCCAAUAAACAAGAAAGGAUUUUAUCUUGCUUUUCAAGACAUUGGAGCGUGCAUUGCUUUGGUCUCAGUCCGUGUUUAUUACAAAAAGUGCCCUUUCACGGUCCGUAACUUGGCCAUGUUUCCUGAUACUAUUCCAAGGGUUGAUUCUUCCUCUUUGGUGGAAGUGCGGGGCUCCUGUGUGAAGAGCGCUGAGGAACGUGAUACUCCAAAAUUGUAUUGUGGAGCAGACGGGGAUUGGCUUGUGCCUCUUGGACGGUGUAUCUGCAGUGUAGGAUAUGAAGAACUUGAUGGUUCCUGCCAUGCUUGCAGGCCUGGAUUCUAUAAAGCAUUUGCUGGAAAUGUAAAGUGUUCCAAGUGCCCUCCACAUAGUUUGACCUAUGUUGAAGCAACCUCUGUGUGUCAGUGUGAGAAAGGUUACUUCAGAGCUGAGAAAGACCCACCAACUAUGGCAUGUACCCGGCCACCUUCUGCUCCCAGGAACGUGAUUUUUAACAUUAAUGAAACAGCUCUCAUGUUGGAAUGGAGCCCCCCAAGUGAUACGGGAGGAAGAAAAGACCUCACUUACAGUGUCAUCUGUAAGAAAUGCGGGUCGGAUGCCAGCCAGUGUGAGAUAUGUGGGGGAGGCAUCCGCUUCAUCCCCAGGCACACAGGUCUCAUCAACUCCUCCGUGACGGUGCUGGACUUUGUGUCACAUGUCAACUACACCUUCGAAAUUGAGGCCACAAACGGCGUCUCGGAGCUGAGUUUCUCCCCCAAGCAGUUCACAGCUAUCACAGUUACCACAGACCAAGAUGCACCCUCCUUGAUAGGUAUGGUAAGGAAGGACUGGGCUUCCCAAAACAGCAUUGCCCUCUCCUGGCAAGAGCCGGACUUUCCCCAUGGAGCCAUUCUGGACUACGAGAUCAAGUACUAUGAGAAAGUCUACCCACGGAUAGCGCCGGCAUUUUGGCACUACCUGCGGGUAGAAGAGCAUGAGCAGCUCAGCUAUUCCUCCACAAGGUCCAAGGCUCCAAGUGUUAUCAUCACAGGUCUCAAGCCAGCCACCAAGUAUAUAUUUCAUAUCAGAGUCAGGACGGCAGCAGGAUACAGCGGCUAUAGCCAGAAGUUUGAAUUUGAAACUGGAGAUGAAACUUCUGAUAUGGCUGCGGAGCAGGGACAGAUUCUUGUGAUUGCUACUGCUGCUGUUGGUGGAUUCACUCUCCUGGUCAUCCUCACUUUGUUCUUCCUGAUCACUGGAAGAUGCCAGUGGUACAUAAAGGCCAAAAUGAAAUCUGAAGAAAAAAGAAGGGCUCACUUGCAAAAUGGACAUUUACGUUUCCCAGGAAUCAAAACAUACAUUGAUCCAGACACAUAUGAAGACCCAUCUCUUGCUGUCCAUGAAUUCGCAAAGGAGAUUGAUCCCUCAAGAAUUCGCAUUGAGAGAGUCAUUGGGGCAGGUGAAUUUGGAGAAGUAUGCAGUGGACGGCUGAAGACACCAGGAAAAAGAGAGAUACCUGUUGCAAUUAAAACUCUGAAAGGUGGCUAUAUGGACAGACAGAGAAGAGAUUUCCUGAGAGAAGCUAGUAUAAUGGGACAAUUUGAUCACCCAAAUAUAAUUCGCCUUGAAGGAGUUGUUACAAAAAGAUCCUUUCCGACCAUUGGGGUGAAGUCUCUUUCGAGAUUCCUGAGGGCGGGAUUUUUAAAUAGCAUCCUGACCUCACAUCCAGUGUCAGGGGGCGGAUCUUUACCCCCCAGCAUUUCCUCUGGCAGACCGGUAAUGAUUGUAGUUGAAUACAUGGAGAAUGGAUCCCUUGACUCCUUUCUGCGGAAGCAUGAUGGCCACUUCACAGUCAUCCAGCUGGUUGGCAUGCUGCGGGGAAUUGCAUCAGGCAUGAAGUACCUCUCGGACAUGGGCUACGUACACCGUGAUCUGGCAGCCCGUAAUAUCUUGGUCAACAGUAACCUCAUGUGUAAAGUCUCUGAUUUUGGUCUCUCACGAGUGUUAGAGGAUGAUCCUGAAGCUGCUUAUACAACAAGUGGUGGAAAAAUCCCUAUACGGUGGACUGCUCCUGAAGCUAUAGCUUACCGUAAGUUCUCUUCAGCAAGCGAUGCAUGGAGCUACGGGAUUGUAAUGUGGGAAGUGAUGUCCUACGGUGAGAGGCCAUACUGGGAGAUGUCCAACCAGGAUGUUAUCCUGUCCAUUGAAGAAGGUUACAGGCUUCCAGCUCCCAUGGGCUGCCCAGCUUCUCUUCACCAACUAAUGCUUCACUGCUGGCAAAAGGAGAGGAACCACCGUCCAAAAUUUAGUGAUAUCGUCAGCUUCCUAGACAAACUGAUUCGCAAUCCAAGCACCCUUCAUACCCUAGUGGAGGAUGUACUUGUAAUGCCAGAUUCACCUGGUGAAGUUCCAGAAUAUCCUUUGUUUGUUUCAGUUAGCGAUUGGCUGGACUCCAUAAAAAUGGGUCAGUAUAAAAAUAACUUCAUGGCAGCAGGUUUCACAACUUUGGAUAUGGUUUCAAGAAUGAGCAUUGAUGACAUUAGAAGAAUUGGAGUUGUACUCAUUGGACACCAGAGACGAAUAGUCAGCAGUUUACAGACUUUGCGGUUACACAUGAUGCACAUACAGGAGAAAGGAUUUCAUGUAUGAAAGUACUGGAAUCAACUGUGUUUUGUGCCUCAGCAUUUCUAAAAUGGAAAAUAUUCUCAUUCUUCCCUUCUGCUCUUCCCAACUUCAAGAACUGCAGUCUCCUGGUUAGACUCUAAAAGUACUUCUAUGUUAAUGCUUCCAAACUGGAAUUUUUAAUCACACUGCAUAGUUCCUCCGUCAGUUAUCUGCCAAUAAAAUCCUGGCCUACUGCAAGACUCUUGCUACACAUUGAUGAAUAACUCAGCAUGGAUGUGUAACUUUGUAUAACAGUAUUUGGGAAACUUUCAUGAACUCACUUGAAAGUAGUAAUCUAUUUGGCCUGGUGUGGCUUCUUUAUCGAUGUAUUUAGAGUUUGCUGGUAGAUCAAAACGUAUUUGACUUCUUUCAUGUUCUGUGACCAUGUAACUUCCAAUACCAAAUGUGCAAUCAAGAAGUUUCACAUAAAUAUUUAUUUAUCUCUUAUUUUAUCUCUUAAUUAAAUCCAAAUGUAUGGGUCUUAUCGUUAUAUUACUUUAUAAUAGUUUAAAUGCUGGUAAGCCGGUGCCUCAAAACGCUAGUAUUGUUUGCAGAAAUGACUGAUGAUUUUAUAUAGCGAGUUUUCAUUGUGUAGAUAAUUGGGAGGAUUGUGAGAGAAAUCUGCCUGAAAUCUUCAGGUCCUUGAUUCUGAAUUACUUUAGCACUCGACACUUUUUAUGCUUUAAAUUUUAGAUUAGGUUGGAAAAUUUAUUCAUCUUUUGUAUUCUUCACCACCCUAAACCUUUUUUAAUACUCAGCAUUUGCUUCUACUCUGUGGCAAAUUGUCACCAGAAAACUGAUUGUAAUAUUUCCAUAACCACGUGUAAAGCAUGUUUUUCAGCUAUGUUGUGGCCACAUAGACUUCAGAAAGUUUUCUGUUCCAAAAAUGCAGGCCUCCACAACUUGAACUCAACAUGGCAGUAGACCUUAGAGGGUCAGCCAUCAGUGGGGCGAUAUGCCUUAUCCCAUAGGAGCAGAUCAGCUGUAGCAUCAUCCAAUAGAGGGCAGUGGUACAGCCACAGGCUAAUGCUGGAAGUUACACUUUGUGGUAUUUGAUUAUAUUGUACGUAGGCAGAAAAGGAGACAUAGGACAGCAGUGUAAUAAUAUGUUGCCUUGAGUCUACUUCUAACUGCUUUUAGAAGUGAAAAGCGGACUCUGCUGAAAUGGAGUUCUGGUUACCAUGGGCCAGAUCUUCAUUUAGUACAAAUACCUAAAUGACAUCGAAGAUAAUUACCUUUAGAACUCUUCAAUAGCCAUAUUUACAUGCAAGAAAAUGGCUGCAAAGGCCUAACAUAAUAUUUGUACCUCUCUAAGACUUACAGAUUUCAUGUUUUAAUCAGACAAUUAACACACUCGUGCUGGGCUACGUUUCCAAAAUUUUGCAUGGGAUACGUGCUAGUAAGAGCCUGGGACAUGAGCACAUGUCUGCAAGCUGGAGAAGUCACACACAGAUCUACAUGCAUGUCACAUGUAAAUGGAGUGCAGAUGCUUUUGUUAAUUUAUACAUGGUUUGGAGGACAUUCUUAAGUUAUGUGGCAUUUCAAUAUACUUAAGCAUUACAAAUUUUCAGUUAAAUUGUGCAUUUGAGUUAUUAGUAAUAAUAUAUAUGUAAAUCAAAAUGAACUAACUACUUUAUGCAAUCAUAAUAAUAUUUACUGCUUAAUUUACAGAUUGUAAAUCAAAUUGUAUUUCCUGACUCUUGAAAAGGCUGCUGAUAUAUACCAGUAGCAAGAAGGAAAAGCAGAAAGCAACUCAAAAGAUUAUGCUUCCAACUGGUUCACGGAGUAGGACGUGCUAGGCCUGAUUCACUGUUGUUACUUUGUUUUGGAAUAACUUCCUUAAUUUACAUGGGAUAACAAUAGUGAACUGAGUAAAUUUUCCUUUCUUCCAUUAAAAUAAAAUAAAAUAAAUAGAUUCAACUGAGGAACAAGUUUUCUAAAGAUAAGGAUUCACCAGUGUUCUACAAUGCCAACUUGGUAAACAUGUUUUAGAGAAGGGCACUACCAGUCUUAUACUGGCCACAAAGGUAAUUUUAUCAGCAUGAGUAGUCCCACUUAGGACUGUCUAGCAUGUGUGUUUUGCAGGAUCACAGGCCUUUAGUGGAGAAAAAAAAAAUUGUUCUUAUCUGUGACUGUCACUUGAAAAAUUCUGCCCCAAUUCUACAUUUGAAUUUUUGUGUUGUUGUUAUGAAGGGUUCCCUUAAAGAAAAUCAUACUUACCUGAAACCUUUUAAAAAAACAGUAACAUUACAGAGUAAUCUAAAACUCGCUUUUCCUUUCAUAUUCUUUUUUUCCUUUCUUAUUGUUUUCCAUUUUACUUGUCAUUGCUUUCAUGGCCAACAACGUGACAUCUAUGGAAGGAGCCUCUCUCACAUGUAAACGUAUUACUGAGGAGGUAUGAUUCUGUUAUUUGUCAAUGGGGUUUCAAAAUUACUCAUAACUAAUGCAGACCAUAUGCAUGCACUUUUAAAUUCUCCUUUGCACAUUUAUUCAUUCCUGGUUGUGUGUAUGCAAAGCAGUAUGCUGCAUGCACGCAACCUGGAUAUAUUUCAUGGAAAUUAAUUUCCAAACUUAUCACACUACUGAAAAUAUAUUUUCAAUAGAAAAAAAAAUAUAAUAACAAUAUAAAAGCAUUUAUUAAUCAGAUAUAUUUUUUAUAUAAACAAGAGUUUGGGUAACCAGAAAGGAAAGAAGGGAUUCUUUUGGUGAGGAGACUUAUUACAAACAUUGUACAUCCAGGAUUUUGUGGGUUCAUAUGGCUUUUGUUUCUGUUGUUGUGGAGGUGCAAUAUGACAUUUUUAUAGUAGUUACUUUGAUCAGAUUUACAUUUGCUCCAUUUUGGAAAUAUUUUAUUCGCUCUUUUUAUGCUUUCAAGCCUACUCUUCCGUGUUAUUCAGCACAAAGAGAAGUGCUACUAUUAUGUCUAAGUGUCUUUUUGUUCAUUUAAAAACAAAGGCAAACGAAAAAAUCCAAGAAAAAAAAAACAGGUGGUGUUUCUCAAAUGCGAGCCCAAUCCUGUGUAAGCCACAAAUGUAUAUGUGAAAUUCAAGUUACUUUUUUUUUUUUUUUUGAAGGGGAUACUUUCUUCAGGUGAAUAUUACUCUAUUUAGUUAUCCUGCAUAUUGCAGUGUGCAGUUACAGUUUAAACUUAACAAAUUCAAGCAAGUCUAGUAUGCUGGUUUUGAAAAUCUGGCCAACGUUGCAUAGUGCUUCAUGAGUAAAAGUACUUGUUGAAGUUUCACAAAAUAAAAUGUGCAUGAUGUGCAAGCCCAAAAAAAUUUAAAAAGGGAAUGGGGGGGGUGCCAAAUGUGGACAUAAGGAAAUAGUUCCAAGUUAGUUAUUUCUAAUUAUAAAAUAAUAUCCAUGUGUAGGUUUUUCUCACAGAUCUGAUAUUUAUCAAGAACAAACUCCAUCUAUUUGUACUGUUACCACUACCUGUGUACCACUUAAGCCUACAAAAGAUAGCUUAAGUGAGGGCCUUGACUGCUGAACAGGAGAACUGGAUUAGCGUCUCUUGGUCAAUGAGGGCACGGCCCCAGCUGUCCAUCACAUGCCAGCCACAGUGCUUCCAAAUUUGACUGACAAGAAACUUGAAUGUUCAUGUAGCCUAGAGGGGCAGUCAUCUAACAUGGAAACCAUGUCAGUCAUCCUUACUCAGGCCAUCUUCAUGUGUCAGUCAGAGCCCUGGGACCUGUUGAGGGGAAUUGUUACCACCUAAUUUUGGAGGUCUGCAUUUGAGCUACUCAUCUGAGGUUCCAUUUUAAUGAAGAGAGAUGGGCCUUGUAGUAUUCACAUACUGAAAAUGUCAUCUGGCAAACGUAGUUAUUUACUUUGGGGUGAGGUGAAUUGUGCCAGAGAAGCACCUGAGACCAGAAUGACUAGCUCAUAUACAGGCAUCUGUGUUUAGUCAGAUGAAUCUCAUGUAUUGACUGUAUUUAGUCCUUGUGCUGAACCUUUGAAAAAGAGAGGACCUCAUCUGUAAUGCUGGUGUUAAAAUUAAACAAAUAACAGCAGAUUUAGUAGACUUUGCCCAUGAGCUGUUUGCAUACUCUUUGGAAUUACUGAGAAGCAAUGGGACUCUAUGAGAGAGAACUGAGCCAUGUAAUUUAAAUUUUUCUUAAACCUAAGUAACCUUUUUGUUUCCCAUGAAUAUAAAUUCAGUACCUGUCUAAUAAAAGCUUAGGUGCAUGCUGUGGUUUAAUACAUCAGGAUCAGGCAAUCCUGUACCUGCAAACAGGUACGGUAAACAAUGAAUUCAAAUAACUUAAUUGCUCUUGACAAAGCAUUCUGCAUCUGAAGUUGUAUUAAGUAUUAGCUAGUUUAUUCUGAUAUGGGACUCAUAGACAAUAGUACUUUGUUUUUUGUAAUUUAAGACUGACUAUCCAUUUUCCAUUUUUAUCGAUAUGAUAAACCUAAGCAUGGGCUCGAUUAAAUUCAUUUUCAAUGCAGAUUGAUGCAUGGCCCAACUGUGUGUCAUAAGUAAUGUACAGAUGCCCUUUAUUCAGAUGCAGCAGAUUUACUAUGUGGAACAGCUGGGACUGUGGAGGUGCCUAAUAAGAGUGUAUUUACCACAGCAAUUUUGAUGUUAGAACAACCCCAUGGGACUGUGUCAAACACCAAGGUAAAGCAGCAUAGAAUGUACUUUAACUUGUAGUGAAGGCCAGUCACUGAAUUUGAGCUGGCCCCACUGCAAAUUUAAGCCUGUAUUUAGGUAUUGCAACUCAGCGGAUGAAGUGAUUCUGCAGGGAACAUCCAGGCAGCCGAGAAUUUCUCUUUAUGAACACGGGAUACCUGUAACUACUCCUUCAUGGGCUGUCUGUCUCAGCAUAUGUUCUGCAUGUAAGGGGAAGGAGGGCUCACUUCUAAUUCAGUCCAACACAUCUCUUAGAGUAACAAAAGCCAGAAUAACCGUAAAAAGGCUUUAGUCUAUUGCACCUUCUAGGAAAAGUAUUAAAAUAGAGAUACUUCAUUUAUCAUAGCAUUUGCCCAUGGUUGAAGAGCACUGUGUUCUGUUAAACUGUUUUCUUCAAGAAUACCCUUGCUCACCAACUGUAAUUGAUCUUUCCUGAAUAAAUGGCAAAGAUAAUCUAUUUUUCUUCCUUUGUUAACAGUACUAUUGUAAUAUUUUGAGAGUAAGAGAAAGAUCUGUUAGGCUGAGCUAACACAGUAUGACAGUGAUCUUGAAAUCUCCUGGAGAGACAAAUGAAUCCGCACUGAAAAGGAAAAAAGGAAAAAGCCUAGAACAUGGCGAAAAAGAACUGUCCAUAUUGUGCCAAGGAACUCUAAAAAAAAAAAAAAAAAAAAACUUGCACAAGACAGUUCCAUGUAUUCAGAGUUCACAAAUAUCUUCUGCCAUCAUAUACCAUAUUUAGUAGCACACGCUGCUCAUCCAUGAGUGCUAUGGUUGUAUAUAGAUUCUCAGAUUAUGGACUAGGGUAUGUUGAGCACGUAAUGGAUAUAAAAAAUGUGUGGAUAUGUACAUAAAGAAUUGUAAAUAUGUAUAUCAUAAUGUCUGAGAUUUUUCAAGCAUAUACAACUUAAUUACAUAGCUCCCAAUAAUGAUAAUGGAGUUGACCUGCUCCAUUGGCUUUUAAAAUUUUAAGCAGCGUGCACUCUAUUUGCCUAGUACCUCCCAAACUUCCUUGGCUUGUUUUCUGGAAAUGGACAGCCUCUCUUUUCCUCCAUAGGAAUAAAGAAAAAAAAAAUCUUUUCUCAAACUAGUUUACAGAAAACUGUCUGGUCACCUGAUGCUGACCCUUCUGCCACUACCACACUGAAUCUUUUUCUACUGAUUCUUUUUCCAUGCAACUAAUUACUGCAGAAAUUAUCAACAGUCAUAAAGGGGAAAAGAGGUGUCCAUCAGCUGACAUCCUUAGUAAGAUGUUGUCCAUGCUAUAAAAAAGUUGAGUCCCUCUGCUGAAGUCACCAAAGAGUUUAAACAGUAUUUAAGUGAUUUUCUUUUAAGUAGCCAUUUUUAGACUCUACUGAGGUUAAAAUGAAGGAAAUCUUAAAAGGAAUAUGAGUAAUAAUAUGCCAAUGUAUACUAUAAAAAGAUGUGUUGAACUUUAGAAAGGAACAGAAAAUUCUUAAUGAAAGAACAUGAGGCUAAAAACUGAGUAGAUUAAAAAAAAAUUCCACCUUUUAUAUGUGAAAUAACACCAGUUCACAUUCACAUAGUGAAAUCUAUUUGUAUGUUUCUUUGAAUAUUCCAUAUCAGUAUCUCUUACCUUUCUUUGCUGCAGUAAUUUCCCACGUACAUCUCUCUUCCAGAAAGUUUUAGCAUAUUAUCUGAUUUUUCAUAUCUUUGCAAUUAAACUGAAAUAAAAAAUGCAAAUUUAUGACAUUGAAGAUAUGGAAAAUACAUUAAUGAGUUCAGUCUCAAAAUCAUUUCAAGCUUUCACAGUUGUUCUGCUUUGUCCAUGUCUAAAUUUUUUACCAAUGUCUAAGCGUCUUAGUACUUGAGUAGUUAGUAACUAUAUGUGUGUCCCAGAAAUAAUGUAUGUACCGUGCCAUAUUCAGAAACUCAUGAAUCUGUAAACAUUUCAGUGCUUGUGCAGCUUAAUUCAUAUAGGAAGGCUGAUUAGGAAUUGGACUAUUUACAUGAAGAGUUAGGCACAAAGUGCUUGCAAAUCCAAACCCCUAUAAAAUAUUUGUAAGGCAGCAUGAAAUAACGUGAUUUUGUCCUUUAACUUCAGGAACACAUACGGUUUCCUUGGGAGUCCAGCAUAUUUGUUGAUAUUAUCAGAGGACCUACUGCUUCAUACAAGUUUUGGGGAAUGUUCAUCUCUAACAUGCAUAUCAGCAAGUUGAUUACAAAUUUGUUAAUAAAAUAUUUUAUACCGAUAUUUCUCAUUAUUGACAAUUCAGUGAAGAACUGCUAAGCAGCAUGUAUAUUGAGCAGUAGAUAAGCCAAAACCCUGUGACUGAUAACUCACAAAUCACAAAGAAAUCUAGCUGUCUGUAUUAUGAACUGUGUGCUGCCUGGGGCCUCAGUUUUAGAAAGUUGUUUAGAAAGUAACCUCGAAUCUAGGACCUGGAUAAUCAAAUUGGGGGGAAAUCUGCAUUGUAAUGUAACUAUUUACUUCUGGUUGUAAAUUAUGAAAAAGUGCCCACUGAGUCUGUAUAGGGAGCAUUUUCAUAGUAUCAUCACAGCAUAACGUUCUGAUGGUUCUCUACAGCAGUGAUUAGAAAAAAUCUCUUUGCUGGUUUUCCAGGGUCCAGCUUAUGAAAAUAAAUAAUAAAUAAAUAAAUAAAUAAGGUACAAUUGUCAUAAUUUAAAUUAGAACUUCCAGUAAACAACAAUUUUCUUUUCUACACACAUAACUGAAGAACUAAUUUUUCUUCAGAGGACUGAUAUCUAAUUAAUAAUUGCUUACACACCAAAUUUUCAGUUUUCUCUUUUGUAGACUGAACUCCACUUGACAAUGACUGAGGCAAAAAGGAAAAGCUAAACAAGUGUUUUUAGCAAUCUGAAUGCUUUGAUUUGUAUUACUUACUAUUUCUUUAUGUACAAUAGGAUUAGCUGGAAAAAAAAAAAAAAAA